CAGACUCCUCAGAUAUUUCCUACUGUGUUUUUCUAAAUCGAGCUGCUUGACCUGAACGAUCACCGCGCUUUGGAUUAAUCAAAACAAUGAGCAAAAUGCUACUUUUACCGGUUUAAUCACGGGAGCAUGAUGAAAUAAAUGCAACAGGGUGAUCUUGAAGUUGAAACUCCGGUGAAGUUUAUGAAUAUAAUGGGAUUUACGAACAUCAAGUUAAUUCAUUAGCUAAUCACUGCUGUUCAAACUUUAUUUCCUGAGGUGAAGGAGAUAACUCAGCUCUUUAACAGAAGAUGUUAUAAUGGGGUUUUCUCUUUAUAUCCUGCUCUUUUUACUUCACUGCAAUGAGGGAAUUCAUGGGCUACAGUUCACCAAAAACCCUUCCAACCAAACGGUGACUCAGGGUAACAUGGUCCGUCUGGGCUGUGCUUUUGAGGGUUUGAGUGAACCAGAGAUCAUCUGGAUGAAGGAUGGAGAGAAGAUCUACAGCACUGACCAGAUGUACAUCACACUAGAUGCACAUCACUGGGAGACCUUUUACAGUGUUAAAUCCGUGCAGCAACAAGAUGCCGGGAAGUACUGGUGUGAGGUUGAAUAUCAGGGCAGGAUCAUUUCCUCAGAGCCUGCUUGGAUUACAGUAGAAGGUGUGCCUCAUUUUGUGGUGGAACAGGAGGAUGUGGCUGCAUUUGCAGGGGAGCCGUUCAACCUGACGUGUGCUGCAUCGGGUCCUCCAGAGCCUGUGGAGGUGCUGUGGUGGCUGGGAGGGGAACAGAAGGGUGAUUUCACGCCCUCCCCCUCAGUUCUUUCUGUUAAAGGUGUGAAUGACAGUAUAAAGUUUUACUGUGAGGCUAAGAAUGCUCGAGGUAUCUCCGUGUCACGUACAGGCACAGUGCACAUUAAAGUCUCCCCUGAUUCUCCCCGAGAUGUCAAGGUACAUCAUGUGUCUGAUCUUAAUAUAACUUUAACAUGGAGUCCAGGUUUCACUGGGCACUCAAAGCUUUCCAGCUGCAUUAUACAGGUGUCAAAGGGACCUGGAAAGAAGGUAAAGCUUCCUGAUGUGGAUGUGGUAGUUCCUCCCUUCCAGCAUGUGUUUGAGGGACUCAGCAGUUACUCAAAUUACAGUGUGAGAAUCCGGUGUGAUAAUGAGGUGGGCUCUUCCCCCUUCUCUCCCUGGGUGGACUUUCACACUCCAGAGGCAGCACCAUCAGCAGCUCCAAAGAACUUCACCUUUGAACUCAGCGAGCAGCAGCUCACUCUGUCCUGGGCGGCACUGGAUCAGGAGGAGCUGCGUGGAAGGCUGCUGGCUUAUAAAGUGCAGUGGAACCAGGGAGGAGAGAGUCAGGAUCCCUUACUGUUUAAGGACAACGUUGCCCGUCUCUCAGGUGCUGGGCGAUUCUUUAAUGCCACCUUCCAGGUUGCCGCGUGCACAAAGGCAGGAUGUGGCCCGUGGAGUCCGUCUGUUCUUGUGAUGCCCGUGUCAGCCAUGCAGGCUCAGACCCUGAGGGGCCAUAUGUGGGUGGGACUGCUUUUCAGCCUUCUUGUGGCCACCAUGGUGGGACUCCUGUUGAUUGUACUGGUCCGCAACAGAGACAAAGAGACCCAGUUUGGGUCUGCAUUUGCAGCUUCAGGGACAGAUGUACCAGUUUCCUUUACAGCUGCCAGGUCCUUCAACAGGCAGUUCCCUGAGCCCCCUGAAUCUACAUUGGACAGUAUAGGAAUCAACAGUGAUUUGAAGGCCAAGUUACAGGAUGUUCUCAUCUCUGAAAGGCUAUUAACUCUGGGACGCAUGCUUGGAAAAGGUGAGUUUGGUUCUGUAAGAGAAGGUUUUCUCAAAUCAGAAAAUAACUCCGGACAGAAGGUCGCUGUGAAAGUCCUAAAAACUGACAUUAACUCAUCCAGUGACAUUGAGCAAUGUCUGAAAGAAGCUGCCUAUAUGAAAGACUUCCAUCAUCCCAAUGUCAUUCAGCUUAUUGGUGUGAGUCUGCACAGGAGAGCCCAGCAGAAGCUACCUAUUCCUAUGGUGAUCCUUCCCUUCAUGAAACAUGGAGAUCUUCACACGUAUCUUCUCAUGUCACGCCUCGGAGAUGAACCUUUCUCUCUCUCUCAGCAAAUUCUUAUCCAGUUUAUGCUGGAUAUUACUCGAGGGAUGGAGUAUCUGAGCAGCAAAAAUAUCAUCCAUCGGGAUUUGGCUGCUCGCAACUGCAUGCUAAAUGAACACAGGAGCGUGUGUGUGGCAGAUUUUGGUCUUUCAAAGAAAAUCUACAGCGGUGACUACUACAGACAAGGAUCUGUCUCUAAGUUGCCUGUAAAGUGGAUCGCUUUGGAAAGCCUGGCAGAUAAUGUCUACACAACACACAGUGAUGUGUGGGCAUUUGGUGUGACCAUGUGGGAGAUCAUGACUAGAGGCCAAACACCUUAUCCCGGGGUGGAGAACUCAGAAAUAUAUGAGUAUCUUAUCAAAGGAGAAAGACUCAAACAGCCUCCAGACUGUCCUGCUGACAUUUAUGAAAUCAUGCAUAGCUGUUGGUCUCCUGUCCCAAAGUGUCGUCCUAGUUUUCAAAACCUUAUUGACCAGUUGGAGCUCUUGUGUACAAAGCUGAAUCCCCCUCCUGUAAAAGAACCACUGCUGUAUGUGAACCUGGAGGAAGAGGAUGGAGAACAGGCCUCUGGGCUGGUGGCUGAUGCCGGGACCCAUAAAAGUGAAGAGCCCUCAUGGGGGGUACCGUGGCGGUGUGCAGGUAUAGAGGAAGAUGAAAAGGACUGGCUUAUGGUGUCAUCAGGAGCAGCUCUUGCUAUUGGUGGAGACUACCGCUACAUCAUCAGCCCACAUGGUACUGGUGUUGAUGAAGAAAAUAGGCAUUCUGAUGACGGCCUGUCGGAGGAUAUCAGGGAUGAGGAAGAGGAUGUUAUCAUUAAUGUGUGAUUUUUGUUGUUAUGUUUCCCCAUGCUUACAUAAUCUAGUAGAUUGCACAACUUGACAAGACUCUUGAUAAAGAACAGUGGGUCCAUAAAAACAUUCCUUUGUUGUUUUAAUGGUGAAAUUUCCUGAAUAAUGCUUAACAGAAAGAACUGUUCUCCAUGCUAACUCUAGAGGUGUACGUGUAUGUACAAUCAGCUGCUAAAACCUUAAAUAAUCAUGAUUUUACACCUUUAUUUCAAUGGUAAUUACUUAUAAUGACUGUAGCAAAGCUAUUGUUUCAACAAAUUUGAUGCUUAGAGUCAGAACUGUGAUUUUAAAGUGUAAAAUGUGUCUUUGCUGGUACAGUGCUGGCAUUUUUUUGUGUUUUGUACGUAUGAAGUGUCAAUCACGUCCUGGGACUCACAUGAUGUGCCUUUGUUUUCAAAUAGUUUCUGCACAUUUGUUACGCUGGAUGAAGAAAUUCCUUUGGAUUUAUAAUGCAUAGUAUGACAUAAGCUCAGACUGUCAUUGUUAUAUUUGUACUUAAUGUUCCGGGUUAAAUACAAGUUUAGCUGUAUAACCUAUAUAAUAAUGGAAUUAUAUGGGAUGGUUUAUUUGUAGCAGGAAAACCCAUGAAAGAUUUGCCAUCAAUUUCACUUCUGAUUAAUAAUCUCUUAGAAAAUAAGUGACUCGUCAAACAGUUUUUAAAGAGAACAAAUGUGUUGUGUACAUAGAGUGAUUGCACUAGACCUCCGUUGUAAGCAUGUUACUUACCAUCAACAUUUUUAUUUUUAUUUUUAUUUUUUUUGGAGCAGAGUUAUUUUCUAUGGAUGUUGCAUUUAAACCCGAUUAUUCUGUUAGCCUGCAUGUGCACAGUAAAUCUUCUUUAGAGCAUUCUGAGGAUAGGAUUUCAAGGGACAACAGGUUUUAUUAUGUGCAAAUCAUUUGUGUCAUGCUGUGUAUUAAGAUUAUUCAAACAACAAGAAUUGCAGCAGAGAAUGAAAUCUGUUUUUUUUUUUUUUUUGCUAAUUGUGUUUUUGAACCUGUUAAUGAGUUGUGUGUAUGAUCUCUUCAGUGGACAUUUCUAAAAAUCAGUAGCUUUUGUGUUUUGGCUCAUUACUGUACACUGUACAACUCAGUUUUAUAGUGCUAGGUCAUGUAACAAACAUUCAUAUAUGUUGUGAAUAAAUCUGACACAUCAUUCAGUGUUAUUAACCCUA
This is a messenger RNA of Carassius auratus (goldfish), 4113 nucleotides long. RefSeq names its product tyrosine-protein kinase receptor TYRO3. The coding region runs from base 296 to 2917 and encodes 873 amino acids. Gene Ontology annotation, biological process: cell migration; positive regulation of kinase activity; protein phosphorylation. Gene Ontology annotation, molecular function: transmembrane receptor protein tyrosine kinase activity; protein binding; ATP binding. NCBI's taxonomy places the organism in Eukaryota, Metazoa, Chordata, Actinopteri, Cypriniformes, Cyprinidae. The transcript is spliced from 19 exons. Gene Ontology annotation, cellular component: plasma membrane; signaling receptor complex. The record is from RefSeq and is a predicted model, not a curated record.